Molecule: messenger RNA, 2214 nt
Organism: Aspergillus clavatus NRRL 1
Lineage: Eukaryota; Fungi; Ascomycota; Eurotiomycetes; Eurotiales; Aspergillaceae
Exons: 2
Coding region: 1-2214 (737 amino acids)
Molecular function (GO): lipid binding
Source: RefSeq, a predicted model, not a curated record
AUGACGAGAGGAGAAACAGAACCGCUUUUGCCUCGCUACAACGAUGAUACAUCGCGUCAGGGUCGCUUGCAUCAGAAACUGCAUAGCUAUCAGAUGCUUCGGGCCCUGUCCGAAGGUUACAUGCCAUCCACCGACCAGACCAUCACCAAUCUACGGACUCUUCUAGCCUCGGACAUCCUCAAUUACCGCAAUCAGGAUAUCGGCAGCGUUGGUCGUCAGCUCAUCCGCGACUGCCGCCUGUGGAUUGAAAUAUUCAUUGAGUUCCUGCGCGAAAAGAACGGUGACGACCAGCUGCAGGAGUUCCUAUGGCAUUUGUCUCGUUCUCGAGCUUCGCUGGAUACGUCCCAGGUCGCUCGUCGUGCGUCCAAUGCCAAGGCUAGACAGGAUACUAAAGCAGCAUAUGACAGUCUGCGGACCGUAGGAAAGCUUCUCCUGACCAAUUCUGACUUUCGGCUCUUUGUCGAGGAUCUGACGACUGUUGGGCGGGAGAUCUUCUCUGACACCGCUUAUGCCUUGUCUGAUACGUCAAAACAGGUUGGAGAACAGUUGAAACCAUCUCUGAAAGAUUUGAACGCGGUCAAGGGACCCGGCGCCGAUGAUGGCCGCGCUCCAUCUAAUGAAGAGAUUCGCCAGCAGGCUUCCAAAGUAGCAGAGGUUGCUGGCCAUGGGCUCGCUGAAACUGGUCGCGAAGCUAUUGAUAGCGCCAAAGAGCACCUCAUGGGACGGGAGAAAGGUGCCCUACUGCACCGGCUGAAGCAGGCCGUGAUGAAAUUGCGCGAACGGACAGACUACUCUGAUUCCAUUUCGACCCUGGUGCAGCUGGUCCAGCGCUAUGCACAUCUGUAUGCCAGCGCCGCCUCAGAGGUUGUCACCACGGCCGAGGAAGAGGUAGACAUCAACGAGGACCUCAAACUCGCAAUGGAUCGAUUUUGGGCGCUGCUGCAGUCCUUUGGGGACGCCGAGGAGUGGAAGAAGCUAGAGGAGAAGUUUAAACAGGUCUUGAAGCAUGCUAACGAUGACCCCGAGUUCGAGAACUUGUUUUCAGAGAUUGGAUCAUCGGUUCAAGAGUUGCUGACAGACCCGAAAUUCUUUGAUGAAGCACCCCAAAAGGUGGAAGAGCUGAAAGAGAAAUCAAAGAAGGUUGGGGCCGAGUCAAAUCUGCGUCAGGACGUGGAUGCCUUCCUUGCGCAGGCCAAGCGCACACUCAGGACUGUCCCCGAGGACCUGCAGGUGUCGAAGCUGGUCGAUGCGACCAACAAGCUGUUUAGAGACGCAUGGGACGGCUACCAGGACCGAAAGAGCCGGUUGCCAUCAGACAUGGUUGAAAUCCUCUUUCCCCUCCUCAUUCGCAGCAUUCAGUAUAUCCCGAUCCCGCGUCUGGAACUCUCCGCGCCCGAGAUGGACCUGUUAAUUGAGAGCCUCAUCCUCGAGCCGGGUCACACGGUCAACUAUUCGUCGUUUCUUCCGUAUCGGAUGCACAUCACCACGCGCAAUGACAUCGAUAUCUUGAAGAAGCAUUCGAAGCGGACUGCGACCGACCUCAAAACCACAUUCACUGCCUCAGUCUUCGGCCUGAACAUCAGUGCGUCCGAGUUUGGCUACUGGCUCCGAACUCAUCAAUCGCCAUUUUUCCGCAUCAAAGAUGAGGGCAUUGCCAGUUUCUAUCUCGACCAACGUGGGAUUGAUAUCUCGCUCGAUGUGGAAGUGGGUCGGGAGCGACUAGAGCAGAUCUUUACCCUUCGCGGCGUGCGCGUUCGGAUCCAUAAGCUUGACUACAAAGUCCACAAGAGCAAGUGGAAAUUCCUGCUGUGGCUGACCAAGCCAUUCCUGAAGCAUAUGGUCCGCCGAGUACUGGAGAAGAAAAUCGCCGAGUCCAUCGUCCAGGCGGCCUUUGCUCUUAACCGAGAGUUAGUCUUCGCCCGAGAACGGCUCCGGGCCGCUCGCAUUGCCAACCCUCACGAUCUGGCGACCUUUGUCCGGGCCGUGUUGGCCCGGUUGAAGCCGAUGGCAGACACGGACAUCGAGGCCCGGAUCGGGUUCGAGGCCCCGAGCGGUGGUGUCUUCAAGGAUGUGUAUGCGCCUGGUAGCAUUGUGAAAGUGUGGCGUGAGGAAGGAUUGCGGGCCCAAGAGGCCAUUGAAGAGGGAGAUGAGAGCCAAGGUCUGGGACGAACAUGGCGCAAUGAGGUUUUCGAUGUUGUUGGUCGUUCGUGGUAA